AUGGCUUUGCUGGGACUGCUCGUCCUGCUGGCCCUGACCUGGCCCGUGGGGGCCACCUGGGACACGUGCAGAGGCACCUGCGGGCUCCGGCCCAUGGCCUUCGACCACAGAUCGCUGGUUCCCGAAAAUUCCCAGGACUCUGACUAUGGAUCCUGGGAUUCUUUCGAAGACACCUCGCAGGACAUGGGUGGCACUGGGGUCCACCCAGGGGCCUGGCCUGGUGUCAUCAGCAUCCAGGCCACCUUGGACAAUGGCACGUGGCACAUGUGCUCGGGGGCACUCAUCCACCCCCAGUGAGUGCUGACAGUGGCCAGCUGCUUGGUUAGGGCAGGGUCUGUCUUCCACUGGAAGGUGCUGAUCGGGCCCACGGAUCUGGCUAAGCCGGGCCACAAGGCCGAGGUGUUCCAGAUCAAGCAGAUCCUGGUGCACAAUGGCUACGUGGCCGCCACGGCCAGGAGCAACAUUGACCUCCUGAGGAUGGACCAGCCCGUGGAGUGCAGCGACUACAUCCAGCUGGGCUGUGUGCCCGACAGCUCCCUGGCAGUGCCCGAGCUGAAAACCUGCUACAUUGCGGGCUGGAGAGCCACCCCGGGCAGCGCCCGGAGCCCACGCCUGGUGCUGCAGGAGGCCAAGGUGCGGCUCAUGGACGUCCAGCUUUGCAACAGCAGCCGCUGGUACGGGGGGGCCGUGCACCCCCAGGACCUGUGCGCGGGGUACCCGCGGGGCGGCAUCGACACCUGCCAGGGGGACAUCGGGGGACCUCUGGUCUGCAAGGACAACGUUGGUGACUACUUCUGGCUGGUGGGACUGGCCAGCUGGGGCCGAGGCUGUGCCGGGGCCAAGCGACCCGGGGUGUUCACCUCCACCCAGCACUUCCACACCUGGAUCCAGGUGCAGAUGGGAUUGCUCCCACCAGGAACUGAUGUUCCUCCUGCAGAGCCCUUCCCACUGCCACCCCCGGAACCAGAGGAAGAGCCUGAGCCGGACUCAGAUUUGAGCGAUCUGGAGAAUCCCAACCCAGAACCAGAGGAUUCUACGGUGAUUUCAUUCCAACAACAAAUCCUGGGGAAAUUCCUGAAUCUGGUGCUGGAGCUCCUGCAGUUCCUGAAGGGAGUGCUGAUCGGGCCCACGGAUCUGGCUAAGCCGGGCCACAAGGCCGAGGUGUUCCAGAUCAAGCAGAUCCUGGUGCACAAUGGCUACGUGGCCGCCACGGCCAGGAGCAACAUUGACCUCCUGAGGAUGGACCAGCCCGUGGAGUGCAGCGACUACAUCCAGCUGGGCUGUGUGCCCGACAGCUCCCUGGCAGUGCCCGAGCUGAAAACCUGCUACAUUGCGGGCUGGAGAGCCACCCCGGGCAGCGCCCGGAGCCCACGCCUGGUGCUGCAGGAGGCCAAGGUGCGGCUCAUGGACGUCCAGCUUUGCAACAGCAGCCGCUGGUACGGGGGGGCCGUGCACCCCCAGGACCUGUGCGCGGGGUACCCGCGGGGCGGCAUCGACACCUGCCAGGGGGACAUCGGGGGACCUCUGGUCUGCAAGGACAACACUGGUGACUACUUCUGGCUGGUGGGACUGGCCAGCUGGGGCCGAGGCUGUGCCGGGGCCAAGCGACCCAGGGUGUUCAGCUCCACCCAGCACUUCCACACCUGGAUCCAGGUGCAGAUGGGAUUGCUCCCACCAGGAGCUGAUGUUCCUCCUGCAGAGCCCUUCCCACUGCCACCCCCGGAACCAGAGGAAGAGCCUGAGCCGGACUCAGACUUGAGCGAUCUGGAGAAUCCCAACCCAGAACCAGAGGAUUCUACGGUGAUUUCAUUCCAACAACAAAUCCUGGGAAAAUUCCUGAAUCUGGUGCUGGAGCUCCUGCAGUUCCUGAAGGGAAAGAAAACCUGA
Cinclus cinclus is the source of this 1887-nucleotide messenger RNA. RefSeq names its product acrosin-like. The record is from RefSeq and is a predicted model, not a curated record. Gene Ontology annotation, biological process: proteolysis; acrosome reaction. Gene Ontology annotation, molecular function: serine-type endopeptidase activity. NCBI's taxonomy places the organism in Eukaryota, Metazoa, Chordata, Aves, Passeriformes, Cinclidae. The transcript is spliced from 8 exons.